AAAUGUCCACAGUGUGCCUUUAUGUAACACCACAAGAGGGCGAAUGAGGGCAAGGCACAGAAACCUCACUGUACAGGAAGAGAAGAAACUGAAGCCGUUCCACAUCAGCACAUCCGCCUGUAUCGACACAGCGAAAACAUCGCAGAUAUACACAGUGUGUAGAAAUGGAGGCAAAGGCAGGUGACCCUUUCAGCAGUGAGGCGGAGGAGCUUCCUGCGGCACGGAUAAUCAGUAGACUCUUUCCUAAAGGGAUUUCUGGGAAUGUAGCGAAGGAGUGGCUUGACCGUAGACGGAAGUCUAUCAGGCCCUGGGCCAGCUUUGUGGACCAGCGCAAGUUUUCCAAACCGAAGAACUUCGGUGACCUGUGCCAGCGUGUUGUGCGCAACAUGGACACCUACCACAGCAACUACACGUUCAUCUUCCUGGGGCUCAUCCUUUACUGCAUUAUCAGCUCCCCCAUGCUGUUGAUUGCUUUGGCUGUAUUUGCUGGCGCCUUUUAUAUCAUCCACCUGAAGUCACUGGAGUCCAAGCUGGUUGUUUUUGGUCGGGAGUUGACCCAUGGUCAUCAGAUGGGCCUGGCUGGAGCAGUGUCUUUACCCGUCUUCUGGCUUGCAGGAGCUGGAGCAGCUGUGUUCUGGGUACUGGGAGCGACGAUGGCUGUGAUUGGCUCUCACGCUGCUUUCCGUGAAUUGGAGCAAUCAGACAUGGAGGAGCUCCUGAUGGAGCCGGUCUAAAUCUUCGGCUCUUCGGCUCUUGAGCUCUGCACACGUUAUUUAUCUGGAUGUCUUGCUUGCACAUUGUUACUGCUUUCUAAUAGGUUGUGGCGAAUGAACUAAAUAUUUAAUCAAUCUAUGGAUCGACUGUUAUUGGGGAAUUGAUGCAUUUUCUUCUGUUUCGGUUGCGGAUCCGAUUUCAGAGAAACGAUGACCAGACGUGUUUUUAAAAGCAGCCUGACGUCGAGUUGCUGAGAGAUUAAGCACAGUAGAACACUUACAGCUUCGUGGGUACACAGCGGAUACUCGGCUCCAUCUGUUACAUGUGGAAGGACUGCAUGUGAAUCAUGCUUCAAAAACAAAAAUAGAAAUCAUGGCAGAAAUCAAAGCUGUAGCACAUCACAUGGGGGGGGGGGGGGACAACAUUUUUUAAUCAAUCUUUAUCUUCUUUAAAUGGCUUCUUCUUCUAAACUCUGCUUUAUGAAGGAAUUGAAUGGAAAUAAAAUAAGGAGUGUUUUUGUAAAAAAAAAAAAUAUGCAGGAAGUUUUUGUGUACGAGGGAGAAAAGCAGUCCAGUGUGCCUGUCUACAUUAUCAUUAAGGUGUUGUUUACUGAUGUUAUAGAGUAUGUACGAAAUGCGGUAUCGAAGAGCUUCACAAAACGCACGUUGCCCAAAAGUGCUUUUUUUGCAAUUCUUUGCGGUCUUUCUAUUGCCUUUUUUUUAAUCACACAAUAUUUUUCAAGUAUUUUUAAUUUCUUGUCUAAACUCGUCUUUUAUCCUCAUGUUGUAUUUCCAUCAAAAGGAAAGUGCAAUAAAGUCCUGCUCCUGUAACGUAUUGCAUGCUGUGUUUGAUGUCACUGCUUAUAAUUUGCCAGGAUGUGUUGAAGGAGAAUAAAAGCCUUUGUAAUCUUC
Molecule: messenger RNA, 1625 nt
Organism: Hemibagrus wyckioides
Lineage: Eukaryota; Metazoa; Chordata; Actinopteri; Siluriformes; Bagridae
Gene: rabac1
Product: Rab acceptor 1 (prenylated)
Exons: 6
Coding region: 165-734 (189 amino acids)
Cellular component (GO): Golgi apparatus
Source: RefSeq, a predicted model, not a curated record